ACCAUCAAAAAUUUAAAUUCUUGGCACAGUGACUGACUUCCCUGUCUGGCUGCAAAUGCAAUGACUGUUCUCAGCGCUCUCCGAUCAUCAAAACUCGUCACCUGGAAGCCCGUUCGAACUCACUAUCUCUUAUCCUCUGUUUGCUUCAUUUCAAAUUUCAACUAUUCACUAAACAAACCUACUUCAAUCAUUUCGUCGAAGCCAAACAGAACCCUAUCAUCGUGAUUUUUUGUGCAGACCGGGAAGCUUCAGCAAACCCUAGCAGGAUAUGUGGAGCGGAAGGGAAUCUCUUUGCAUUCCGGAAAGGUUUCGACGGUCAGAUUGUGUCCUGGAUUCGCAGGUCAAGGAAGAUGGUUUGAGAAUUCGGACUGUGGAGCAUUUGCUUUCUGCGUUGGAAGCUGCUGGUGUUGAUAAUUGUAGGAUCGAGAUUGAGAAUUUGGAUGAUCAAGAUAAUGAGGCCGAGAUUCCUAUAUUUGAUGGGUCGGCAAGGGAAUGGGUGGAAGCCUUGGACGAAGUUGGUUUAGAGACAGCAACUGAUAUUGAUGGAAAAAGCUGUGAGAAAAUUGCUCCACAUGUGAAUGAACCAGUGCAUGUUUGGAGGAAUGAUUCUUUUAUUGCUGCAUUUCCCUCAGAAGUGGUUCGAGUAACUUAUGGCAUAAACUUUUCACAGGCACCUGCUAUUGGCUGCCAAUGGUUUUCUACACCCCCCUUGGAUGAUUUGGUUUAUUCCAUGCAAAUAGCAUCAUCAAGAACCUUCUGCAUCUAUGAGGAGGUUGAGCAAAUGCGCAGUGCUGGACUUAUCAAAGGGGGUUCUCUAGAAAAUGCCAUUGUGUGCAGUAUUAGUAAAGGUUGGUUGAAUCCACCUCUUCGUUUCAGUGAUGAACCAUGUCGUCACAAGAUUUUAGAUCUAAUUGGCGAUCUCUCACUCUUAGCUCAGUUUGGUAAUCAAGGACUCCCUGUGGCACACAUAGUAGCUUACAAGGGUGGCCAUGCAUUGCAUGUUGAUUUGACUCGCCAACUGAUGGGAAUGACCUAAAGAAGCCAUUGCAAACUUUGGUGAAUUUGUUGUGGAAGUUCAACCUUAUUUUGAGUUAUUGGCUUCCAUGGCGGGAUGCUUAAAUGUAUAGACAUCUUUAUCAUAGUUUUGUUUAUUUUCAUUCUUUCUCUCUUUAGGAAACAGCCAAUACUUGGAGGAGUUCUAGUUCCCUUAUUAUUGCUGACAUCACUUCAUCAGCUUCGGAUGAAAGUGUCCAAGCAGAAAUUUUGUAAAAUCUCAAAUCAUUGAGAGUGUUUGUGUAAAAUUAGUUUGCAAAGA
This is a messenger RNA of Lathyrus oleraceus (garden pea), 1315 nucleotides long. Its product is annotated as probable UDP-3-O-acyl-N-acetylglucosamine deacetylase 1, mitochondrial. Lineage: Eukaryota; Viridiplantae; Streptophyta; Magnoliopsida; Fabales; Fabaceae. The transcript has 7 exons. The record is from RefSeq and is a predicted model, not a curated record. Gene Ontology annotation, molecular function: UDP-3-O-acyl-N-acetylglucosamine deacetylase activity. The coding region runs from base 269 to 1036 and encodes 255 amino acids. Gene Ontology annotation, biological process: lipid A biosynthetic process.